This is a messenger RNA of Leptonychotes weddellii (Weddell seal), 423 nucleotides long. Lineage: Eukaryota; Metazoa; Chordata; Mammalia; Carnivora; Phocidae. The record is from RefSeq and is a predicted model, not a curated record.
AAACAGGUUUCUUAUUUGACGAGUGUCUGGCCAGUCGGGUUUCUAGUUCUCGCGAGAGAAAGCGCAAAGCCUGUCGGGAGGGAUGCGCUGCAAUCUCUAGGUUUGCCCAAAAUGGCAGCCUUGGAAGAGGGUUUCACGUUGUCUGCGGUACCCUUGGGUGCCGGGCCUAACGGACUCCUAGGCGUGGAGCAGAGCGACAAAACAGACCAGUUUCUAGUGACGGAUGGCGGCAGGACUGUCAUCCUCUAUAAGGUUUCUGAUCAGAAACCCUUGGGAAGCUGGUCAGUGAAACAAGGUCAAAUUAUAACAUGUCCAGCUGUGUGCAACUUUCAAACUGGAGAGUAUAUUGUUGUACAUGAUAAUAAGGUUUUGAGAAUAUGGAGUAAUGAAGAUGUAAACCUGGAUAAAGUAUUUAAAGCUACA